Messenger RNA from Heterobilharzia americana, 4209 nucleotides. Lineage: Eukaryota; Metazoa; Platyhelminthes; Trematoda; Strigeidida; Schistosomatidae. The record is from the annotation of a GenBank genome assembly.
AUGAAUUACUCAUAUUAUUGUCGUGAUUAUAGACAGGAGAAUGAAACGGUCGGUACUGUGGAUUAUUGUUCAAAUCCAGUAAGUGGUUCAAAUUGGACUAACGAUCAGAAAUUUCUUGGUUUACCUUCCUCACAUCAGAGGCGAAUAUCUCAGCACAAAAAUGUAAUGGCUGGUAGACGUCCAAGAACCAGAUCGAUACCUCGUCAUCCUCCAGUUAACAUGAAUUAUUCUUCCUGUCGUGAUUUUAAUCAUCAGAAGAGAUAUUCCCGUGGACAUUCAUUAGACUAUGCACACUCACAUCCUAAGCGAACGUUUGCACGAAGUUCUGCAACUAGUUUGUUAAAUGAUUUAGACUAUCAUGAUAAUGAUCCAUCCUCAGAGACUGCAGCAAUUAUCCACUUAACCGAUGAGCUACUUGGGUUACGUCAGGGUUUGAAGCUAACGCGUGAAGCCAAUUCUGAAAGACUUGAAGUUGCUUUGAGGCAUAUUUCACUACUUGAACUGGAACUACAACGCCAACGCUGUUUAAAUCAUGAUGCUGAAGUUGCUAGACAACGAGAAGUUGAACGUUCUCAAUGGGAAAAGCGUCUAGCUGCGACACUUGGAGAGCUAAGGCACUUUGGAAGCGUCAAAAAGCUUUCUGAUCAAUCUGAACUGAAACUAGAACGCCAACAGUUAGAACUAGAUCAAACAAAAGCAACUUUGGAUGCUCAAAAAGAAGAGAUAAACACCUUGAACACCCUACUCAAUUCACUAUUAGGUCUACAUCCAAAUGAUGUAUCCCCAACUGAUCUUCAGCGAUUACAAGUUGGUUUGCUUGAUUUGCACAAGCGUAUGCAACCGGAUUCGUUCAAUCAGCAUCAGUAUCAUCAUCACCAACAACAAAUUCCAAAUCAUUUUCCUCUUCAUCAAACUCUUCAUCGUACUCAAUCUCUAAUGACUGGUUUGACUGCCUCUGGCAAUGAACAUGUAAACAGAAUGGAUUGUUUGAAUCCAAAUGUUAUGCCAACUCCUGUUGUUCAGUCAUCAGGUACGAAUCAUCAGUUGUACUGCAAUGUGCCCGAACAUCAUGAUUUGGAAGAUUGUCUUGGUCAGUUACAAUACAGAAUUGAAGAGUUGUGUAAUCAGCAAGAAACUACUCAGAAUAAACUACGAAAUAGUACGAAGAUACGCAAAAAAUUAGAGUCUCAAUUAGAGGAACAAGAUUCCGUGCUAGGUCGUUUAAAAUCUGAACUAUUAUCUUGUCAAGAAGACUUGAAAGUGGCAAAACAAGAAGUUACACGUUUAUCCUAUGAAAAAGAAGCUGCGCAGAAGUCAAAACAGGACCAGCUAGCCAGUAUGGUUGCAGAUAUAACCACUUUAGAAACCACAGUUUCCCAACGUCGUGUAGAACUCAGCGCCCUUGAUACUAACAUACAGGACUCCGAUCAGCAGCUUUCGAUUCUUAAGACUCAGGCAAAAGAAGCUGUUUCAAAGUAUGAAGAAGCUAAACGUGAAUACGACACGCUUAAGUCUCAGUUAGACAUGAUACGUUCAGAGAAAUCUCUGGCUGACGAAAAUUUGGAACAGUUACGUACAAAGCUAUCAAAAACAAACCUUCAAGUUGAACAAUUGGAAUCAAAUAAAUCUAGUCUCGAGAAACAGCUUACACAGUUAGAAGAUGCCGUCAGUGCAAAAAAGUUGGAGUAUAACCAGUUGCUACCGAAAUUAAGUGAAUUGGAAACCAAAUUGACUCGUACUCAGCAUGAUAUUCAAAUUGGUGCUGAGCGUAUUCGUAGUGAUCAUCAAUUAAGAUUAGAAGAUGAAAAGUUAUCAGCUGUGCGUCAAGCCGAAUUAACUCGACUAGCCCGACAGAUUGAAGAAGAUAAACUUCGUCUAGAGGUACUUGGUCAAGAAACUGAGGCGAAAAAGACUGAAUUGGAGCUAAUCAAAGCUGAAAAAAGACGUGAAUUGGAGAACUCAACGUCAAAUGUUCGAGAGUUGGCUAAACAAACCGCAAAUAAGCAACAGGAAUUAAAUGACACACAGGUGUCAUUAAACGCUUCUCUUGAUGAGAAAGAACGUAUCUUACAGUCAGUUAAAGCUCUACGUUUGGAACGAGAAAAUAUGCUCAUUGAGCUGAAUCGAGAACAAAAGUCUGUUGCUGAACUGAAUGCACUGGUUACACGACAAAAUCGUGAAUAUGAGCAUCUGACAGAAAUGUCACGUUUAGAAGAAUCAAGAAUAUUAAAUCUAAGCUUACAACAACGAGAUUUAAUUAAUCAGUUAGAAAGGCUACAAACACAGUUAAAUGAAGAGAAAGAAGAAUUACGUGAACAUGAAGUUGCAAAGAUUAGAAAAAACACAGAAUAUGAAACUAUUCGCAAAGAUGUAUUACGUGAGCAAUCAGAAUUAGAGUACAUUCGUAAAGAAAAAGAACAAGUGGAAUUAGAACUGACUCAUUUGCGACAAGAACGUGAUAUUACAAAAUCUCAAUGGGACAACUUUCAAUCAAAAACCAAAGAAUUAGAGACUCAGAAUACUGUUCUGAAAGAUUCAAUUUCGGAAUCAAAUCUAUUAUUAGCCCGAAUUAAAGCAGAAUCUGAAGCAGUAUCUAAUGAAUUACGUCAAAAGAAUAUCGAACGUAAUGCAGUUCUUGCUGAUUGUGAUCGAAUUUUUAAGCAAACAACUGACAGUCGUGGUGAAUUUAAUAUUGUUCAGCAACGUUUGCAGAAGGCUAGUGAACUGAAACAGUCUAUUGAAUCUAGUCUCAAUGAACAACGUCGCCAACGAAUGCUUCUAUCAGAUGAAUUAAGUCAUCUAGAAGAGGCAGUUCACACCGGAAGGCUGGCUAAACAACUUGCAGACGAAAGUAAAGAAGCCAGUGAAGAUGCACUUAAAAAUGCUAUGAAUAAAUUAGAUAAACUACAAAGUGAAAGGAAAAUCCUCGAAGAAGAACUGAGCAGCUUACGAAUUUCAAAAGACAACGAACUAUGUUACUUGGAUGAGCGCCUUCGUACUACACGUCAGCACUUGGAAUCUGUUGAAUUGGAAUUAUCACAGAAGUCAUCCAAACUGAAUGAAGUCAAUGAAAAAUUAAAUAUUGUACAAAACGAAUUGAUCUCUAAAGAACAAGCAAAAAGUAAAUAUGAAGAAUUAGAAAGGGAACUGGAAAAAUUAAAACAGCAUCAGAAAUAUUCGAUGGGAGAUGAUGAAAACAAACAAACAUCUCUUAGUCAUCUAUUCAAUGAAUUGGAAACAAAGAGUUCCACUAAAACACAAGACAAUAAUAAUAACAACAGUAGUAAUAAUAACCUCUUACAAGUCCUGAUGGAUACAAAGUCGGCAUUGAUAGCUGCUCAACGUGAAUCAAAGCGCUUAAAAAGACGUACAGCUCGUGAAGUCGCUGAAUUGGAACGAGUUGCUGAAGAACAGUGUAAUCGUGCAGGUGAUCUAACUGAACAAUUAUCUUUAGCUAGGCGUCACUAUGCUCAACUAAGGAGUCAAAUCACCACUUAUGGAAUACUUAUGGAUGAAGUGAUCACAAUUGCUUCACAAACGGAAUUAACUGAACAUGGAAAACGUCUAGAAGCUGUUUUAUCAGCAGUUCGAGCUGAAUUAGAACAGCAUAAUAUGGUGAAUACGCUAGCUGAUGAAAAUGAUCGUAGUGGAUCAAUAAUUUUCGGACAAAAAAUUCAUGAAAUGUUAAAUCCAGAGCCAGAUUCAAGAAUUUCACAAGAUCAUUUAUCAAGCGAUGCGAGAAUUCAGGACAUGGCUGGCCUUAAUUAUUCGUCCAGUGGAUUAGAAAAGUCGCUACUUCUAUUAAAAAAUUCAUUCCAUGAAUUAAGUCAUUCUCCAAGCAAUUUGUACAGUUUUCAGUCAUUAACUGGUUCUCUGAAUGGAUUAUACAAAAAAGCAAAUCCUUUCUCCUCAGGAGUAUGUCCUAACAAUCAUACGGGACAUAUGGAUGAGCCUGGAACAAACUACACAACUUCCGGACUGGGCUCUAGCUUGAAUCCUGGUACUCAGGCAGAAAGCAACGGUAGUGCUCAGGAGAAUUCGGCUAUUUUAUCACCAUCUACUCUGGUUGGAACAAAACCAAUCGGAAACGAUUGGAAGCAAAAACUUCUGUACAUCAGUCUUAUACUCCGCGACAUUCUAAAUCUGGUCGUACACGAUCCAGGCCUACAUAAUCAACACUGCAGUAUAGAUGAAGAAAAUAAAUUCUAA